AUGCCUUCAAAUAGUGAAGAAGCUAAACUAAGAAAAGGAGAAAUCACAAUUUUCAAAGAAUGGAACACAAGAGCAACAUUAACAAAGCAAUCAGCAACAUUAGAGAAUAUAUUAGACCAAUUAAUAUUAAAGACUUCACAGGAUUCUCAAAACUCAAUCAGUUCAUUAGCGAACUAUCCUGAUGCAUCACCGAAGUUGGAUCAGAGAGAGAUCAACAUAUAUCGAUUGCAAGAGACUGCAAGAGAUUUAUCGAUAGUACUCAAGAAAGAGAUAGGUAUAACAAAUUUAGAGAGAUAUACAAGCGAACUCUACAAUGAUAGAAAAUCUAUUGAUAGAGAAAGACGAGAGAUUGAAAAAGAUUUUGAAAGAGAGAGAAGAGAGCUUGAAAAAGAUUUUGAAAGAGAGAGAAGAGGAUUUGAAGCAGAGCAAGCUAUUAAAUCUGAAAGAGAAGCAGUUAAACGAGAGAGAACAAUCAAUAUCAGCAAAAGAAAUCAACCACAAGAAAGAAGAGAAACAAUUCAUAGGAAUUCCAAUAACACUGGAGAUAGGUCCAAUUUUGGCGGAAAAAUUGAAAUCAACUUUGCAAACGAUAUCGAAAAGAAGGACGUCACCAUUGGACAGCUUAUCCAAGCAAUUAUCGAUGCUCAAACUAGGACUCAGCAAAGCUUGGAAAUAUUUAGAAGAGGUCUUCAGCAAUCAAGAGAAAUCAUUGGUGAACUCGUUGAGUCGCUUAGAGGACUACCUUCAGCCAGUUAA
Messenger RNA from Heterostelium album PN500, 756 nucleotides. RefSeq lists its product as uncharacterized. The record is from RefSeq and is a predicted model, not a curated record. The transcript is spliced from 4 exons. NCBI's taxonomy places the organism in Eukaryota, Evosea, Eumycetozoa, Acytosteliales, Acytosteliaceae. Bases 1 to 756 code for a protein of 251 amino acids.